Messenger RNA from Capsicum annuum, 877 nucleotides. Its product is annotated as cytochrome B5-like protein. The coding region runs from base 202 to 558 and encodes 118 amino acids. Gene Ontology annotation, cellular component: membrane; intracellular membrane-bounded organelle. NCBI's taxonomy places the organism in Eukaryota, Viridiplantae, Streptophyta, Magnoliopsida, Solanales, Solanaceae. Gene Ontology annotation, molecular function: heme binding. The record is from RefSeq and is a predicted model, not a curated record. The transcript has 6 exons.
UUUUUUUAAAGUGGCUAUCAAGUGCAAAUACUACCAGAUAUAUAAGUCCAUCGACCCGGCCCAAUAACCGGGCGAUAUAUAUAUAGUCCAUAAAACACUCCGUCAAAUAACAGUCCACUCAGGUGAAUCUCACUUCGCCGGUAAAUCAAGAUUCCGGUGAGCUCCGGCAUCCACAUUCGUCGCCGAGCUAAAAAUUGAGAUAUGGAUGUUACUUUGGCGACAAUAUUGUUGGGGGUAUUGCUAGCUGUGCUCAUUGUUAUACCUCGACUUCGUAGUAAAUCUGAUCAGCCCGAAAAGGUUGCCUCAAAACCUCAGAACAAGGGAGUCCAAACAUAUAGCAAAGCUGAAGUUGCGUUGCAUAACAAGAGAACUGAUUGCUGGAUUAUUAUCAAAGAUAAGGUGUUUGAUGUUACCUCGUAUGUCGAAGAACACCCUGGGGGUGAUGCCAUCCUAGAUCAUGCCGGUGAUGAUUCGACUGAAGGUUUCUAUGGGCCGCAACAUGCUACACGAGUAUUUGAAAUGAUUGAUGACUUCUGCAUCGGAAAUCUGGAAAAGUAAUUGCUUACUCCCGUUGAUUGCUAUGGAAAUGUUCAUCUGCAACGAAAUUUAAGGAGAGCUCGCGUGCUGCAUGAUAAAGCAUCCAUAUUUAUGUCUACGACGACCUAUUGUUCGCCUUCUAUAUACUCAAGUUCUGCAGUGCUGACUUUCCUAAUUUCAGUUUUGCAUACUUGGGAUAUGGUCCAAAUUUUGAUAUUUGAACUCCCUAUUUGAUGUAUAUUGUAUUUUUAUUGUUUUGCAACUGCAAUUUAGUAUUGACAAUGACUUUUGUCAUGGAAUCAAACAGUCAACUUAUAAUCUUUCUUUUUUCGAUUUUCCA